This is a messenger RNA of Lemur catta (Ring-tailed lemur), 5186 nucleotides long. It is a transcript of the gene PALLD, whose product is annotated as palladin, cytoskeletal associated protein. Bases 275 to 3193 code for a protein of 972 amino acids. The transcript is spliced from 20 exons. The record is from RefSeq and is a predicted model, not a curated record. NCBI's taxonomy places the organism in Eukaryota, Metazoa, Chordata, Mammalia, Primates, Lemuridae.
CUCUCUGGGACAGCCGCUCACUUGUCUGCAAAUUCAAAAGUGGUUCUGCGAGGGGAGGGAGCUGCACGACUGUCCCGACAUCCAGAUCCGCAGUGACGGGGACCUGCACACCCUGGUCAUAGCAGAGGCCUUUGAGGACGACACAGGCCGCUACACCUGUCUGGCCACGAACCCCAGCGGCUCAGACACCACGUCUGCCGAGGUGUUUGUGGAAGGUGCCAGUUCAACAGAUUCGGACAGUGAAAGUUUGGCUUUCAAGUUAAAAGCUGGAGUUAUGCCACAAGCUCAAAAGAAAACAACUUCUGUGUCCUUGACAAUAGGAGCGUCAUCUCCAAAGACGGGGGUGACCACAGCUGUGAUCCAACCGCUGUCUGUCCCUGUUCAACAGGUUCAGAGUCCGACCUCGUAUCUGUGCCGACCGGAUGGAACCGCUGCCGCCCACUUUCCUCCUGUUUUCACAAAGGAGCUGCAGAGUGUGGUGGCAGCCGAGGGCCAGGUGGUGGUCCUGGAGUGCCGGGUGCGGGGGGCACCCCCCCUGCAGGUCCGCUGGUUCCGGCAAGGGAGCGAGAUCCAGGACUCUCCAGAUUUCAGAAUUCUGCAGAAAAAACCCAGAUCUACGGCUGAACCCGAGGAGAUUUGUACCCUCGUUAUCGCUGAGACUUUCCCCGAGGACGCGGGGGUCUUCACAUGCACGGCCAGGAAUGACUACGGAUCAGUGGCCAGCACUGCCCAGCUGGUUGUCACCUCAGCCAACACCGAAAACUGUAGCUAUAACUCAGUGGGAGACUCCAGCGAUGAUCACUUCCAGCACUUUCCACCUCCCCCUCCAAUCUUGGAGACAAGCUCCUCCGAGUUGGCUUCAAAGAAGACACCUGGGCUCCGGCAGGUGACCAGCCCUGAGUCGGGACUGGGCGCGGCCCUGCAGACGCAGUUCGGCGCCACGGAGAGGGAAGCGAACGGGGUCCGUCCUGGCCGGGGAGUGAAUGGACUGGCCAACGGCAAAGCCGACGGUGACAAAUCUCCCCCAGCACCAGCUGUCCUGCUGUCACCCACGAAGGAGCCGCCGCCUCUGCUGGCCAAACCCAAACUGGACCCUCUGAAGCUGCAGCAACUGCAGAGCCAAGUCCGCCUGGAGCAGGCGGCCAGCGCGCGGCACGUGUCCCCGCCCGAGCCCUGCGUGUCACCCGCGCCCAUGAGCGCGCUGGCCUCCCGCGCCGCCGCCGCCAUGCAGUCCUCCGGCUCCUUCAACUACGCGCGCCCCAAGCAGUUCAUCGCCGCGCAGAACCUGGGCCCCGCGUCCGGCCACGGCACGCCGGCCUCCAGCCCCAGCUCCUCCAGCCUCCCGUCGCCCAUGUCCCCGACGCCCAAGCAGUUCGGCCGCGCGCCGCCCUUCGCCGAGCCCGAGGGCCCCUGGGGCCCGUCCUCGCUGUCGCCGUCGCCCCCGCCGCCGCCGCCCCCGGUCUUCAGCCCCGGCCCGGCCUUCGCGGGGCCCGACGUGUUCCCGCUGCCGCCGCCGCCGCCCCCGCUCCCGAGCCCCGGCCCGGCCGCGCCCUGCCCCGCGCGCCCCGGCCCCGGCCCCGGCCAGACGCCCGCCGCCUUCCUGAGCGCCCUGCUGCCCUCGCAGCCGCCGCCCGCCGCCGUCAACGCCCUGGGGCUGCCCAGGGGCGUCACCCCCGCGGGGUUUCCAAAGAAGGCCAGCAGAACCGCCAGGAUAGCCUCCGACGAGGAGAUUCAAGGCACAAAGGACGCCGUCAUUCAAGACCUGGAGCGGAAACUGCGCUUCAAGGAGGACCUGCUGAACAACGGCCAGCCGAGGUUAACAUACGAGGAGAGAAUGGCUCGCCGACUGCUGGGUGCCGACAGUGCGACUGUCUUUCACGUUCAGGAGCCAGAAGAGGAAACAGCUAAUCAGGAAUACAAAGUCUCCAGCUGUGAACAGAGACUCAUCAGCGAGAUCGAGUACAGGCUGGAACGGUCUCCUGUGGACGAAUCGGGGGAUGAGGUUCCAUACGGGGAUGUGCCCGUGGAAAACGGAGUGGCGCCGUUCUUCGAGACAAAGCUGAAGCACUACAAGAUCUUUGAGGGAAUGCCUGUCACUUUCACAUGUAGAGUGGCUGGAAAUCCAAGGCCAAAGAUCUACUGGUUCAAAGAUGGGAAGCAGAUUUCCCCAAGGAGCGACCACUACGCCGUCCAGCGAGAUCCCGACGGGACCUGCUCUCUCCACACCGCAGCCUCCACCCUGGACGACGACGGGAACUACACCAUCAUGGCUGCAAACCCUCAGGGCCGAGUCAGCUGCACGGGACGGCUGAUGGUCCAGGCUGUCAACCAGAGAGGCCGCAGCCCCCGCUCCCCCGCAGGCCACCCCCACGGCAGAAGGCCUCGUUCUAGAUCAAGGGACAGUGGAGAUGAAAAUGAACCAAUUCAAGAGCGAUUUUUCAGACCUCACUUCUUGCAGGCUCCUGGAGAUCUGACUGUUCAAGAAGGAAGACUCUGUAGAAUGGAUUGCAAAGUCAGUGGGCUGCCAACCCCAGAUCUGAGCUGGCAACUAGACGGAAAGCCCAUACGCCCCGACAGCGCUCACAAGAUGCUCGUGCGUGAGAACGGGGUGCACUCUCUGAUCAUAGAGCCAGUCGCGUCACGAGAUGCCGGCAUCUACACGUGUAUAGCCACCAACCGAGCAGGACAGAACUCCUUCAGCCUGGAGCUUGUGGUUGCUGCUAAAGAAGCACACAAACCCCCUGUGUUUAUUGAGAAGCUGCAAAACACAGGAGUUGCUGACGGGUACCCAGUGCGGCUGGAAUGCCGUGUGUUGGGGGUGCCUCCGCCUCAGAUAUUCUGGAAGAAAGAGAACGAAUCGCUCACUCACAGCACUGACCGAGUGAGCAUGCACCAGGACAAUCACGGCUACAUCUGCCUGCUCAUCCAGGGAGCCACAAGAGACGACGCCGGGUGGUACACCGUGUCCGCCAAGAAUGAAGCCGGGAUCGUGUCCUGCACCGCCAGGCUGGACGUCUACACCCAGUGGCAUCAGCAGCCACAGAGCACCAAGCCAAAGAAAGUCCGGCCCUCGGCCAGUCGCUAUGCAGCACUUUCAGACCAGGGACUAGACAUCAAAGCCGCGUUCCAGCCUGAAGCCAGCCCGUCUCACCUGACGCUGAACACCGCCCUGGUAGAAAGCGAGGACCUGUGAUCCAGCACGCGGCCAACACUGAAAUACUAGAACAGCCAUUGCCUUGACCAACACUUUCCUUUGUCACAUUAUGUAAAAGGUAGAAACAUACCUUUGACUGUAAGAAAUAAAAAAACACCAAAAUAACAUUUUUCUUACUUGACAUACCAAACUUAAGAGUUUAAGUAGGUGAUGCUAAUAGAAGUGUACACAUUGCACAGAAAAUUCACAUUUAUUGUCCAAUUUAAUACUUUGGGAAUUGCUGUGAUUAAAGUCGUCUGAAAUGCCAAAAUGCUAAAGGAAAUCAAUUGUUCACAGGAAACCACAUUUGUAUUAUCUACAAGUGCCUUUAAACAUAAGCUAUAGGUGCUACAUGGCAUGAUAGUGUGAAUGUUUAAUACGAGGCAGUUGUACCACAGACACGACUUACGAUGGUUCUAAGGUGCAGUGUGUUCAGACAGCUACAGUGAACCAAGUGCAAUACGUAAGGAAGAAGAAAUGACAAAGAAAUCCAAGUAAAUGCCUUGUCUUUGCAAACUGUUUUACAUUAAGUCAUAAGGAAGGAACUACUUGCCUUAAAUUUUAUUAAUAUCAAGAGUUUUCUAACAAGGUUAAUGCCUUAGUUCUUAACCUUUUUUUCUUUAUGUGUAGUAUUUUUCUUUCCAUGCUGCCUUGGUAGGAAGCUUAUAUACAAACUGUAUUAAAAGGCUAAUUUAAAUAUAAAUAAUAUAAAGUAUUCUGAAUAAGGCAGAAAUAUAUUACAGUCAUGCCACAGAAGGCAUCCAAACCACCCACGUGACCAAGGCAGACGGUAUCUGGAGGAAACAGGGUUUGGAAGGAGGAGGAAGGGAAGUGCCACCAGCACAAUUAGACUGUGUUCAUGACAUCAAAGGAGAAGGGGCAGGAGAGGUGGCAAAGGCCAGGAUUUUCUUUGGUUUUCUUCAAAAUUUAUCCUCCAAUGUAGGUGAAAAAACACUGCCAUUCACAAGUCAAGGAAUCUAGGGUCAGCUGGAAGUUUGGAGCACGCGUGCUAGGGAAUUCCAGUGUGUCUGAGGUGUGUGUAGUUAAAGAUUGCAGGCAUGUGCAGAGCAAGCUGAAAAUGGGCUGAGACCGUAACGGCGGCAUGAAUGAGAAGCUGCCUGUGGGAUCCAGUCCCCUGAGGGAAAUGGAGACAGGAGGGAAAACAGAAACAGGUUUGUGUCCUAAUGGACUUUUUCAAUGGCACCGAGGUGUGGUGAGUGCAAAUCGCUCGUUCGCUUCCCUGCCGCCACGGAGCCUUGCCGUAAGGUGGUGCUGGGUUCCAAGCAGCGGGGGAGGCAGCGCAGCAAACACGGCUUCGUGGAAGCAUACGAUUCUGCAGCAGCUAGACUGGGUUGAUUCUGACCAGACUUGAUGGUUUUAAGUCGGAACCAGUACGUUUUAAAAAGAAAAAAUAAUUUGGCCUAAGUAGCAUACAACAUGAGGCUUUAAUGGUACUUCGCUAUGGAAAGAAAACACUGUAUUCCUUAUGCAAAACAUUUAUCUUUCAUUAUUUAUGUGUUGAACUAAGAUCUUAGCUCAGUUACUCAAUUCAUACGUAGUAUUUUUUUAAAUAGUUUCAUGUCUGUACCACCCCGUGUAUUUCACGUUACUGCUUCACACGCACGGCCGGCUACUUGGUAAGAAGGCCGGCCAGCCUGUGGCGACAGCGGGCCCGGGCGCCGGUGGCAGCCGCUCCGGCCGCGCUCCUCCGCGUCGCCAAUGCGGAGUUUCAGACCCCACGCAAAGCGCCUCGUGGACCGUCUACACUGCAGAAUUACGCCUUACGUCAUAGCUUCCUUGCCAAAUGUUUCUGAAUGUGGCUCUUUUGCUAAUUUGCUGGGUUUGGGAUUAAAUAGCAUCGUUUUGCCACCUUUAUGCUGUAUUUAUAGGGAAAAAAGUACUAUCAUACUACUUUGGAUUGUUGUGCUGGUGUAAUGUGGAUUUAACAUCAAUAAAUAUUUAACGAAUAAUAGCUGCCAUCCUGUGAAGCAAA